GUAGAGUUUUUGCCUGGAUUGAGUGCAGAUCACUGUCGUUUAAAAAAAAAUGAAGUUUGCUCUUUUAUUAUUUUUAUAUUUAACCCUUGGGUUGGCUGCAGAUGAUGACUCUUUCCUAACAAAAAGUGAUUCUCUAAUUGAUAAAUACAACGAAGUUUUAAUUAAAGCCCUCAAAAAUCUUAUUUAUAAGCAAAGAGAAAGUUUGGAAAAAUGUGCACAGCUGAAUGCAGAAAAUAUUCAGAAAUUGAAAGAAGAAAUCGCCGAUUUGCAUGCUCAAAAUGACGUGUAUUCGAAAGGUCUUGAUAAAAUUGCCAACACGAAAGUAUACAUAAAUAGUGAAUUUAAAAACCAACUAUUUAUUUGUGAUAAUUUUAAAGAAGAGCUCACAGCGUAUAAUGCAACAAUUGAAGAACAAGCUAAACUUAUAAUCUUGCUAAAAUCACAAGUAAUUUCUAAAAAUAAACAAAUAGUUAAACUUAACUACCAAGAAAAGCAAAAUGCUCUGAAGAUGAAAAGCCAAUUAGAAAUGUGUAAAUCCCUCAAUUUGAAAGCUACGAGUUGCCUAGCAUUUGGAAACUCUUCCGGUAUCCAUGAGAUUACAAUUCCAGAUUUCGAUUCAUUUUCCGUUCUUUGUGAUAGCCAAACAGUUAGUCCUGGAUGGACUGUUAUCCAAAGGCGAAUCGAUGGCAAAAUAAAUUUUCAAAGAAACUGGGCGGAAUAUCGAGAUGGAUUCGGCUCCUUGGAUGGUGAAUUUUUCAUGGGAUUAGAAAAGAUUCAUAGACUGACGACGUCCUCACGCCAUGAGCUCUAUGUGCAGAUGAGAGCUUUAUCUGGCAUUAUAAAAAUCGCACAUUAUGACAACUUUGUCGUCGGAGGGGAAGAUGAGCAAUACACAUUGCAAAACGUGGGUGUUGCAUUCGGAAAUGUAACAAAAGAUUGUCUAAAAGAGCUAGAGGGACAAAAGUUCUCCACAUUUGAUAGAGACAAUGACGAAUGGAUGGAUGGCAAAUGUGCAGAGGAUUUUAAUGGUGGUUGGUGGUACAAUAUGUGUGCGUGCUGUAAUUUGAAUGGGAAAUUUGGCAAAGGAGAGAAUGGAGACAUAUUUUGGGAUGACACAGAACUUGACAUGGUUAAAAUACUCAUGCGACCUUUAAAAAAAACUUAAAUCCAUUUAUCUAUAACUAUACAUUUGUAUAACGCAGAAUUUCUAAACUUAAUAAUUGUGUAUGUAAUAGUUUUGAAAAAAUGUAACUUGAUGCGCAUAAGCUUAAAGUCCCCAAUGAAU
This is a messenger RNA of Drosophila innubila, 1285 nucleotides long. Its product is annotated as ficolin-1-like. NCBI's taxonomy places the organism in Eukaryota, Metazoa, Arthropoda, Insecta, Diptera, Drosophilidae. The coding region runs from base 50 to 1165 and encodes 371 amino acids. The transcript has 2 exons. The record is from RefSeq and is a predicted model, not a curated record.